AGCUUCAGCACACGCAAACGUACACACACAUAUGUCGACCGAGCAUAGCCGCGUUUGGACUUGUUUCGCUUUCGAACCCCGGAUGCCCCUCGUCCACAGGAGAGCUCCGAAUGGGCCUUCAUCGCUGAGUUGGUGUCUUUCAGCUCUGAUGGUACCAGCUUACCAGUGACCACGACCUGCCCAAGGACAUCCGCUGCCCAGUUCCCUUCAUCAUGUCCGGGAUUCACGCACCAUGGUCAAGUGGCACAGAAUGCGUAGCCAAGUAUAACUUCCAGACCACCAAUGAACAGGACCUGCCCUUUUGUAAAGGAGACGUGUUGACCAUCAUUGGAGUCACCAGGGAUCCCAACUGGUACAGAGCGAGGAACACAGUGGGCAGAGAAGGCACCAUCCCAGCAAACUAUGUCCAGAAAAGAGAAGGAGUCAAAUCAGGAGGGAAACUCAGUCUUAUGCCUUGGUUUCAUGGGAAGAUAACACGCGAGCAGGCCGAGCGGCUGCUUUACCCUCCGGAGACGGGUUUGUUUCUGGUGAGGGAGAGUACCAACUAUCCUGGAGAUUACACCCUCUGUGUUAGCUGUGAUGGCAAAGUGGAGCACUACCGCAUCAUUUACCUCAAUGGCAAGCUCACUAUUGAUGAGGAGGAGUACUUCGAGAACCUCAUGCAGCUGGUGGAGCAUUACACCAAAGACGCUGAUGGACUUUGUACCAAGCUAAUUAAACCCAAGCUGAUGGAGGGAACAGUGGCAGCACAAGACGAGUUCUCCAGGAGCGGCUGGGCAUUGAACAGGAAGGAGCUGAAGCUGAUCCAGACCAUUGGCAAAGGCGAGUUUGGAGAUGUCAUGGUGGGGGACUACAGGGGGACCAAGGUGGCAGUCAAGUGUAUCAAAAACGAUGCCACAGCACAGGCUUUCAUCGCCGAGGCCUCUGUCAUGACGCAGCUGAGGCACAAUAACCUGGUGCAGCUGCUCGGUGUAAUUGUUGAAGAGAGAGGAAAUCUCUUCAUCGUCACAGAGUACAUGGCAAAGGGCAGCCUUGUGGACUACCUACGCUCUCGAGGGCGGACCGUGUUGGGUGGAGACUGCUUGCUCAAAUUCUCCCUUGAUGUGUGUGAAGCCAUGGAGUACCUGGAGGCCAACAACUUUGUGCACAGAGAUCUGGCAGCUCGUAAUGUGCUAGUGUCUGACGACAACAUUGCCAAGGUCAGUGACUUCGGCCUCACUAAGGAGGCCUCCUCCGAUCAGGACACUGCCAAACUGCCCGUCAAAUGGACCUCCCCAGAGGCACUAAGAGAGAAGAGGUUUUCCACUAAGUCGGAUGUCUGGAGUUAUGGAAUCCUACUUUGGGAGAUCUACUCCUUUGGGCGUGUGCCUUACCCUAGAAUUCCUCUGAAAGAGGUGGUGCCCCGGGUAGAGAAGGGUUACAAAAUGGACGCCCCGGACGGCUGCCCGCCUGUGGUGUACGACCUGAUGAAGCAGUGCUGGACCCUGGACCCUGUGGUGCGGCCCUCCUUCCGCAUGCUGCGGGAAAAGCUGCAGCAUAUCAGAGCCAAGGAGCUCUACCUGUGAAGACGAAGCAGCGUGGUUGACAUUGAGCGAAGAGGAGGCGGCGUGGCUGACGUUGCGUGAAGAGGAGGCGGCGGCAUCGAGACGCAGCCCAGCUCGGCUGUGCAGUGGAAAGGACCAAGAAGAGGGACCAGAACGCCUCCUGCACACUAAAAUUCGUUCACCUCUGGGACUGCCACACUCCGCCUCCAACGUCCGCCGCGCUUCCUCUGCUUCCUCAGACUGUUUUCCUGUUCGUGUUGUAUAGCUUUCGCCUAUUUACUCUUUCACAAGACUGUCCGCUGCUCUGUUCUCCUUUUGUACCUGCCACUGCUCCUCGCUCUCUUCCGAAUUUUUCCUCUUCCUUCCUGCCAGAUUCCGUUGUUUUCUUCUUCCUCCUGAUCAUGGCAUUAAUUGGUGGGGAGGCUGGCCUUUUCCUCCAUGUUUGUCAGGUGCUCUUUCUUCUCAUCGCCACCUUUCAUCAUUCCCUGAUUUCCACGACUCUUCUUGACUCUCUCCUGUCAUUCCCUUCCCUCCAACUGGUGUGAUGUCCGAUGUGGGGCCUUCGCUCUGUGCCAAAGUGCCUCCAGCCUACAGAGCUUCAGACUUCCUCCAGCACUUCUUCAGUUGGACUUUUAAUGAUUUAAUUUUUUUAAGUGUUUUUUAUUAUUAUUAUUAUUAUUGCUUUAUUUCAGGGAGGUUGUCAAACCAACUUUUUAAGUGCUGUCUCACCCACUGUCACCAUCUCCCUGUCUGUUUUUUUUUUUCCCCCUCGCGUAAAGAUGGCACAGACAGGAAGAAAGAGCAUUUGGGGCCAUUUGUCAUUGUUUGUCCUGUAGCUGAGUCCACUCGGAGGUGAGGACAAGUCGAAGCAGGAGCAGGGGGGGAGGCGGGUCACGUGCAUAGUCGAUUCAUCAUACUUGGGCUUGUUUUUAUAUCAAAAUACAGUAUAUUUAAAAAAGGACAAGGAAGACGACUGAGAAUUAAAAAUGGACAACUUUCAAAAGCCGAGUGUAUUGGCUGUAGGAAUGUUGGAGUUGUUUUGGUGCAUGCUGUGUGAGAGGCCUUGGGUUCAACUGUCAGUGCUUUCAAUGUUCAUUGUUUUAUUAUGCUAUCAUGAUUAUGAAUAAAUCAUUCCACCUGAA
This is a messenger RNA of Thalassophryne amazonica, 2686 nucleotides long. Its product is annotated as tyrosine-protein kinase CSK. The coding region runs from base 213 to 1565 and encodes 450 amino acids. Gene Ontology annotation, molecular function: ATP binding; protein binding; protein tyrosine kinase activity. NCBI's taxonomy places the organism in Eukaryota, Metazoa, Chordata, Actinopteri, Batrachoidiformes, Batrachoididae. Gene Ontology annotation, biological process: adherens junction organization; protein phosphorylation; regulation of Fc receptor mediated stimulatory signaling pathway. The record is from RefSeq and is a predicted model, not a curated record. The transcript is spliced from 13 exons.